UUUUUUUCGUGUAUUCAAAAGCGAUAGCCAAGGAUUCGAUUAGCGACCGCAUUACAGCGCGCAUGCGGGGGGAUGUGUUGAUGCUGCUGAGAGCGUCGUCGCUCUGCUGAUCAGCGCAUGAUGUGUUCGAGCAAGGCCAUUUCGGCGCUUUCUAACAACUUCAGCUCAAUUUAGCCGUCGUGGCCAAUCAGCUGCAUUUCUUUCAUUGCUAGUGUCAACUCUUGUUUAGAUAGCCCUCAGAUGGAUUUGUUCAGCGAUCUGCCAGAGCCAGAAAGCGUGUCCAAGGCCGUUCGGCAGGAGCCCGUGGCCAAGGAGAUCCGCCGCAAACUGAUCACCAAGGCCCAGAACGACGCACUUUUUGACGAUCUGCCAUCACCGUCUUCGACCGAGGAGAAGGUUCCUCCGCAGCCGAUCAAAAGGCCACGAGAUGAAGAGCAGGACGACGCGCAAAACAAGAGGCCCGCGCAAAGUGUCAUUACGCUCCGUGGCUUCGUGGCGGAGCGCAAGGGAGAGCGGGAGGACAUGCAAGAUGCGCACGUCAUCCAAGAUGCUUACCACGCAGACAUUCCUCAAUUGCACGGUUCCAUAUGUCGGCUUGCAUACUAUGCUGUCUUUGAUGGGCACAAUGGUUCCCGAGCGUCACGGCAUGCAGCUCAGCAGCUGCAUCGGCAACUCGCCACCCGUUUCCCGAAGGGUGACAUGAGCCAUGUUGAAAAGGAAAUCAAGCGAACCAUCAUGGAAAGCUUCAAGAAGACGGACGAGGAUUUCCUGAAGAGGGCAGCGAGUUCCAAGCCCUCUUGGAAAGACGGCACCACAGCUGUCCUUGUGGUUGCCAUUAACAACACACUGUACAUUGCCAACCUCGGUGACAGCAAAGCCAUCCUGUGCAGAUACCACGAGGAGUCGCAGAAGCACAUUGCGAUCCCAUUGAGCAAAGAUCACAGUCCAACAGACUAUGGUGAAAGGAUGCGCAUCCAAAAAGCAGGAGGAUAUGUGAAGGACGGACGAGUGCUAGGUGUGCUGGAGGUGUCUCGCUCAAUCGGUGACGGCCAGUACAAGCGAUGCGGUGUCAGCUGCCUCCCAGACGUCAUGCGUUGCCAGCUGACGCCUGCUGACCGUUUUCUUGUGCUUGCUUGCGAUGGUCUCUGGAAGGUCUUCACCUCAGACCAGGUUCUUGCAAGUGUGCUCGCCACUUUGCAGGUGGGUGCCGUUCCUUGCUUCUUCAUGGGGUUCUUUUGGGACAUUGAAGCGAAACGGUACAUCAAUUUACAGACAUAA
This is a messenger RNA of Rhipicephalus sanguineus (brown dog tick), 1278 nucleotides long. RefSeq names its product integrin-linked kinase-associated serine/threonine phosphatase 2C. The record is from RefSeq and is a predicted model, not a curated record. The transcript is spliced from 7 exons. NCBI's taxonomy places the organism in Eukaryota, Metazoa, Arthropoda, Arachnida, Ixodida, Ixodidae. Bases 241 to 1278 code for a protein of 345 amino acids. Gene Ontology annotation, molecular function: protein serine/threonine phosphatase activity. Gene Ontology annotation, biological process: protein dephosphorylation.